AUGGUUAGGAAUCUCUCUUUCUUUCUAACAAUUACGGUCAAAGUUUUGGUUUUCAAGGCAUACUCAGCGACUCUGCCCGAGGCUCUUGCAUCUCCUUUCGGCUCUAAAACAAAGAGCCUUAACUGGUUGAUAGUGUUAUCGCAAUGGUUGGUUUGCCUUUUCUGCCGGAGUUAA
This is a messenger RNA of Arabidopsis thaliana (thale cress), 174 nucleotides long. RefSeq lists its product as uncharacterized. The record is from RefSeq and is marked reviewed. Bases 1 to 174 code for a protein of 57 amino acids. The transcript has a single exon. NCBI's taxonomy places the organism in Eukaryota, Viridiplantae, Streptophyta, Magnoliopsida, Brassicales, Brassicaceae.